AUGAGCGUGUCAUCUCUUGGGAGCAGUCGCGCGCCGAGUGUAUACGGAGGUGCGGGGGAAUACGGCACCCGUAUCUCUCAAUCCUCUUUCUCUAUGGACGGGCCAGGCCAGAUCACUAUCAGCGCCAACGAGAAGCAUACCAUGCAGAAUCUGAACGACCGUUUGGCCACCUACCUGGAAAAGGUAAGGAAGAGUGACGGGGAUUUGGAGCUGCAGAUCAAAGAGUUCUACGAGAUGAGAUCACCGACUCACAAGAAGGACCUCAGUGGGUUCUAUGCCACCAUCGCAGACAUCCGCAACAAGUUUCAUGCCAGGUCUGUGGAGAACUCUCAGAUGAUCCUGCGGGUGGAUAAUGCCAGACUUGCAGCUGAUGACUUCAAGAUGAAGUUAGAGAAGGAGGCUAACAUGCGUAUGACAACGGAAGGGGAUGUGGCUCGUCUGAGAGGAGUCCUAGACAGCUUUACACAUGCCAGAGGAGACCUUGAGAUGCAGAUUGAGGGGCUGAAGGAGGAGCUGGUCUACCUCAGGAAGAACCAUGAGGAGGAGAUGCAUUUGAUGCGGACACAGCAGUGUGGUGCUGUAAAUGUGGAGAUGGACUGUUCUUCCUCAUUGGACAUGAGCAAGGUGCUGGAGGAGAUGAGGACCCAGUAUGAGGGCAUGGUGGCGAAGAACCAGAGAGAUGCUGCCGAGUGGUUCGAGAGCAAGGUGGAGGUGUAUCAGAAACAGAUCACCACCAGCACCACAGAGGUGAAGACCUCUCAGUCUCAGGUGACCGACCUGAAGAGGACCUUCCAGAGCCUGGAGAUUUAACUGCAUUACCUGUUCACUCAGAAGGGGUACCUGGAGCAGAGCGUCACUGAUAUAAAUGGUCGCUAUGGCUCCCAGCUGAGCCAGCUGCAGGUUCAUAUCAACAACAUGGGGGAAGAGCUGCAGCAGCUCAACGUCAGCAUCCAGCAGCAGGCCUCCGAGUACCAGAUCCUCCUGGACAUCAAGAUGAGGCUGGAGAUGGAGAUCGCUGUGUACCGGAGGCUGCUGGAUGGAGAGGGACUCACUCUUUCCACAGAGUACAACCCACACAUGCAGAAGCGUGUGAGGGUGAUCGUGCAGGAGAUGGUGGAUGGGAAGGUGGUGUCCACCUCAGUUGAUGAGAAGGUCCAGGAUAUGAACUAA
Messenger RNA from Coregonus clupeaformis (lake whitefish), 1170 nucleotides. It is a transcript of the gene krt99, whose product is annotated as keratin 99. Gene Ontology annotation, molecular function: structural molecule activity. The record is from RefSeq and is a predicted model, not a curated record. NCBI's taxonomy places the organism in Eukaryota, Metazoa, Chordata, Actinopteri, Salmoniformes, Salmonidae. The transcript has 8 exons.